Salvia hispanica is the source of this 1873-nucleotide messenger RNA. Its product is annotated as 7-deoxyloganetic acid glucosyltransferase-like. The record is from RefSeq and is a predicted model, not a curated record. NCBI's taxonomy places the organism in Eukaryota, Viridiplantae, Streptophyta, Magnoliopsida, Lamiales, Lamiaceae. Gene Ontology annotation, molecular function: quercetin 3-O-glucosyltransferase activity; quercetin 7-O-glucosyltransferase activity.
AUGUCGACUAAAGAAAGCAGAGCAAAUCCGGCGCCGCAUAUUCUUAUAAUUCCGAUACCACUUCAAGGGCAUGUGAACUCCAUGCUCAACCUUGCGGAGAUCCUCUGCCUCUCCGACCUCCACGUCACCAUUCUCCUCUCCGAUUACAUCCACGACCGCCUCCUCCGCCACGCCAGCCUCGAUUCCCGCUUCUCCAGCUACACCAGCUUCCGCGUCGCUACCAUCUCCGACGGCCUCCCAGACGACCACCCCCGCUCGGGCAGUCAGAUGGUGGAUGUCCUGCAUAGCGUUCGGGAGGUUGGUGGGCCGCAGUUCCGCCGUCUCAUGGUGUCGACUGAUGGGAUGAGUGACGGCGGGGCUAGGCCGCGCGUGAGCUGCCUGAUCAUGGACGGGAUGCCGAAUUUCCCUAUUCCGGUGGCUGCAGAAAUGGGGAUUCCGUUCAUAUAUUUUCCGACGAUCAGCGCCUGCGGCCUUUGGCCCUAUUUCUGUUUUCAAGAGGUCAUCGACGCCGGCGAACUACCUUUGAGAGAUAAAAAUGAAGACAAAUUGACAUUCUGGAGAAGGAGAGAGAUGGACUUAAUGGUAACAAGUGUGCCGGGAAUGGAAACGGUCCUCCGGCGACGAGACCUCCCGUCGUUCUUCCGAGUCGAAGACGUCAACAAUGCCGUCCUGCAGUUCGUCGUCGCAGAGAUUAAGAGAACACGUCAAGCUAUCGGACUCAUACUCAACACAUUUGAAGAUCUAGAAGGUCCGAUUCUUGAUCAUAUCAAACACAAUGCGAAUCAGAAUCUGUAUUCCAUCGGCCCCUUACACUUGCAUUUGAAAGAAUUGCUGAAGGCAAAGGGAGUGGAAUCAUCGCAUCAUUCUAGCAGCUUCUGGAAGGAAGAUGACGACUGCAUUGCCUGGCUAAAUUCUCAGCCUCCCAAUUCUGUAAUAUACGUGAGCUUUGGGAGUGUUGCCAUAUUGACAAGGGAUGAAUUAUUGGAGUUUUGGUAUGGGUUGGUUAAUAGUGGGAAAAAAUUCUUGUGGGUGGUUAGAGCGGAUUCCAUUGCCGGGGACGGGAUUGGAAAUGAGAUCCCGGUCGAGCUUGAGGAAGGUACGAAAUUGAGAGGGUUGAUGGUGGAAUGGGCGCCACAAGAACUAGUUCUAAGGCAUAAGUCGGUUGGGGCAUUUUUCACGCACAGUGGAUGGAACUCGACUAUUGAAAGUAUAGUGAUUGGAGUCCCGAUGCUUUGCUGGCCUUAUUUUGCGGAUCAAAUGGUGAAUAGUAGGUUUGUGAGUGAGGUGUGGAAGAUUGGAUUGGAUAUGAAAAAUACUUGUGACAGGUUGUUGAUUGAGAGGAUGGUUAGAGAGGUAAUGGAAGUUAAGAGAGAUGAGUUGUUGGAGAAGGUUCGUGGUAUGGCGAAUAUGGCGAACAAGGCUAUUUGUAAAGGAGGAUCUUCACACCUUAAUUUGAACCGUUUAAUUCAGUUUUUGAAGUCCGGGGCGUCAUCAAAGCUUUAAUCAAUUUAAUUCAGCAUCCAUGUUUUGGAAACGAAUUAUAGUGUCUUGUAUUAUUCAGAACAUGUGAUGCAGUUUCAACGUAGAAAUCGGGCAAAAGCUGGCGGUGUCAGAUUGAUUUGAAAUUCGCACGAAUUAUAGUCGCGAUGAUGGACGAUGGAUUUUGGCCAUCUGACAUCGUUUAGGGGGCGAAAACUGCAAUUUACUGUUUUUAUCGGCUUAUUUUUAAUUUUUUAUUUUCUGUUUUAUUUCCUUAUGAACUUCUAGGGUUUUUUAAACGCUUAUAAAUAGCGUUGCUUUUGUUUUGGGCCGCAGUUGAAUUUUGAUAAUAAUAUUUCGUUUUUCAUUGAAACUAGGGUUUCUCUGAAUUUCU